AUGCUCGGCUCAGCUGUGGGAUCAGGCGGAAGUCGAAUUUCAAAACCGGCAGUUGCCGGCAAUGCCAAAUCGUCGAGAAAUGGUGAUGUACAGGCACGCUUAGAUCGGCUUGAAUCACUCCUGGUAAAGGCAGUAUCGGGGAACCCGCCACACCAGCAGCAACCACCGCAACAUGUUCGCCAUGAAGAAGAGCAUGGGCUUGACUCCGAAUUCUCGCCAUCGGCGACGAGCCAGACGUCACAGGGAGCUGCUGGUAUAUCUUCGGAUAACAACCAUGGGACGCUCCUUCUCGAUGGUGGACAGAGCAAGUUUGUGUCGUCCUUGCACUAUGCUCUUCUAGCUGAUGAGAUUCAAGAUAUCAAAGCGCUCUUGGGCGACAAAACGGAUGAAAACUCAGAUGGGCCAACGCAAAACAAUCUCAUUCAUGCCAUCAGUCUUGGCCGAGCGAAACUGGGCGUUUCGCUAGAAAUGCUGAUACCUGAAUCCCAGGAACAGCGCGAUGCACUUCUCGACAUAUACUUCUCCAAUGUCGACCCCGUGGUCAGAAUCACCCAUAGGCCGAGUUUGUGGUUGAAAGCAGAUUUGGAGAGUCAAGAGAUGAACUUAUGGCGAAAAGAGGAUAUAGGCAAGGCAUGGGCGCUCCUGGGUAUCGCCAUACGGAUAGCUUUGAACCAAGGAUUGCAUCGAGACCCUUCCUUGUUUCCAUCUGGCACGUUCGAUGUGGUCACUGUCGAACUCCGACGGAGGGUUUGGCAUCAGAUCUGCUCUCUUGAAUUCAGAGCUGCCGAAGCUAAAGGACAGGAGCCAAGCAUAGCCGAGGAUGACUACACCACACUAUUACCUCGCAACAUUGAAGAUGAAGAAUUGAUUGAGGGACAGAGUCCAGGAGCGACCCCUUACAAUGAGGAGCGGUGGACUUCCAUGACUUACCCAUUGAUCCGCUUCGUUGGCUUGCGAGCAUCGAGACAAAUCAUCAAAAGCACUUAUCGCCUGGAGCGGCGCAUGCUAGAAUCCGGAUUGCAUGGUACAUCCGGACCCGAUCCGGCUAUGGAAUUGCAGACUAUAUAUCAGCAGAUCCAGAAUAUGGUCGAGGAGAUGCACCAGAAUAACUACAGGAAAUAUCUGCGAUUUGCUAGUCCCGAUGUUCCGAUACAGAGAUUGACUCUGGGUCUAGCAACCUUGCUUGAGUGGCGGUGCUACGUGCUAUUCUGGCUUCGAAUGCCGCGGGCUUUCCGAGACGUAGUUUUUUCAAUCGAUGUUAGGAAAUCCAUUUUCGAGAAGUCGGUUAAUACGAUUGAAACUCUGAAUGGUGCCACGGCAGACGUAGACGCUGCCCGCUUUCAGUGGCACAUAGGCACGUCCUCUCCGAACUACGUAACCCUCUUUUCGACGCUCCAGAUCGACAUCGCGCCAUCCGAGCGCUUCAACUAUCUAGACUGCUUAAAGAACAGAAUCACACCCGGCCAUGGCAGGUAG
Messenger RNA from Didymosphaeria variabile, 1476 nucleotides. RefSeq lists its product as uncharacterized. The transcript has 7 exons. Gene Ontology annotation, molecular function: DNA binding; zinc ion binding. The record is from RefSeq and is a predicted model, not a curated record. The coding region runs from base 1 to 1476 and encodes 491 amino acids. NCBI's taxonomy places the organism in Eukaryota, Fungi, Ascomycota, Dothideomycetes, Pleosporales, Didymosphaeriaceae. Gene Ontology annotation, biological process: DNA-templated transcription.